GAAAUAACAAAUGAAAUUAAUCGUAUUGAUAGUGCUAAUAGGAGCAAUUGUAGCAAGAGAUGAAUAUUUCUUUGCUUAAUUGAGAGAUUCUGAAUUUGGAAAAACAAUUAUUUAGACAUUACAAGUAUAAUUACUUUAAGAGCAUCCUGCUGAUACAGUUGUUCAUCUUCUAAAGUAAAUGAAAGAUGAUCUUCUUAACGAACAGAGAGCUGAAGAUGAAGAUGUUUAGAGUUCAUUAUAAAGUUGUUAAACUGCUUCUGAAGCAGCAGCUGCAGUAAUAACAGUUGCUAAAGAAAGAAAGGCAACAGCAGAAGAAAGAUUACCUCUAUUGUAAUAAGAAUAAAAUGAUAAGAAAUAAUAAUUAUUUGAUAAAUAAGGAGAAGAAUAAAGAAACUUAGAUAGAGUUAGUGUAUUGCAAGAAGCUCGUAAUGUUUAAAGAGUAAAUAUAAUUUAAUAUAAUAUUUAGAGUGAAUAUGAAUAAAGAAGAGAUGAAUUAGUAGGAUUGAUUUCUGCCUUAUAAGAAGCUAAAUAAAUAUUAUCUUAAGGAAUUACAGCUUUAAAGAAAACAAGUUUUGCUGAAUUAAAGAGUCAUCAUUAAAACUUUUUAAAAUAUUAUCCUCAUAAAAAAGGAUUUCAUACAAUGGUUAAUAUGUUAUUAGAAGUUUUGUAAGAUGAAGGAACAUAAGAAAAUGCAGCUUAAAAAGUAGUCAAAAUUAUUGAUACUCUUGUUGAUAGCAUUUUCUAGGUAUAAAAAGAAGAAAUGAAAGCAGAUGAUGGAAGAGAAUUAGAUUUUUAAACAUAAAAAGAAAGAUUACUUUUAGCUAAUAGAAGAUUAGCUGGUAGUAUUGCAGAUUUGAAUGCUCGUUAUGAAGUAUUGGGAUAAAAGAUUUUAGAAGUUAGAAAUGAUGUUGCUACUUAAGAUGCUGUAAUAAUAUUAUAUUAUUUUUAUAGGUCAUUUUCAAUAAAUAAACUGAAAAAGGAGAUUGGGAUUAAACUUGUAAUGAUACUGAGAGAACUCAUAGAUAAUAAACAGAUGCAAGGUUUAAAAUUAAAUUUUAUUUUAUAGAAAUGUUUAACUUGAGAUUAUUGUUGAAUGCAUUGAUAUCUUUGAAACAAGAUUUGACAUGGAAACUAAAAGUUAUAUUCAACGCAUAAGAUUCUGAAAAAUAUUAAUACCAAUAAAUAAAAACGGAU
Molecule: messenger RNA, 1194 nt
Organism: Paramecium sonneborni
Lineage: Eukaryota; Ciliophora; Oligohymenophorea; Peniculida; Parameciidae
Source: the annotation of a GenBank genome assembly